Recurvomyces mirabilis is the source of this 1551-nucleotide messenger RNA. It is a transcript of the gene NEM1, whose product is annotated as Nuclear envelope morphology protein 1. Gene Ontology annotation, molecular function: phosphoprotein phosphatase activity. Lineage: Eukaryota; Fungi; Ascomycota; Dothideomycetes; Mycosphaerellales; Teratosphaeriaceae. The transcript is spliced from 2 exons. The record is from RefSeq and is a predicted model, not a curated record. Bases 1 to 1551 code for a protein of 516 amino acids.
AUGUUGGCGGCAAUGAACAGCCUCAACAUCGUCUCGAGGCUCACUACCACCCCUCCGCCGUCUCCUCCGCGAUCGCGAACGAGUUCGUCGGCUCAUCUGGCUUCCGAUACUAAUGAUGGAGACAAGGGCGAAGCGGGCAGCAGUGCGCGAGCACUCGAUGUUAGAGCACUGUCCGGGAAGCUGGGCGUGUCCAGCAACCCGGGCGAGGCGAGGGAGGAGGAGAACGGCAUAGACGAGAAGACUCCUCUCCUGGACGGUGGAAAGCAAGAGUCGCAGUCGCCCAGUGGGAAGAGUCGACUAUGGCAGAUUCCCAGGCGCGUGGCGCAUGCCAUCUUGUACGGCGCAACGGUCAUCUACAGCACUAUCACGGCACCAGGACGUUAUGUGAUUGCCUGCUUCUACGACGAUGCGGGUCACUUCUCAGCUAUUCUGCCUCUCAAACGCUUUCGAAGUCUACUCUCCAGGCAGAAACGGAAGUCUUCAGCGCAAGCUGCGAAUCCGACCAGCGUAGCCGAGCCACUCGCAACAGAAGAGAAGCAGGAGCGUCCACGGCCACAGCACCGCGCGUCCAAGCAGCGAUCACCAUCAGUGGAUAGCAAUGCUUCCAGCGCGUCAGCAAUGAGCUCGGAUGACAACACGGAGAAUGAGAAAGCAGAGGAUAGUCCGGCACGACAUACGCGAUCGAAGACCGCAUCAGCCGGGGAGAAAGGGGACGACAUAGCACCUCACCGGAAAAGUGGCCGAAUAAAGCUACUGCCAAAUGAAGAAGCACUUCGAAAGCGCCGCAUAGCUCGAGCCCAGCAGAAAAAAGCCGGUGUCAGCUCAGAGGAUGUCGCAGCUGUAGCCUCGACCCUCAAAUCCCCAUCCUCACCAACCGCCAACUCGAAAUUGACCCGCUACCCACGACAACCAGCACCACCACGACCGCUAGUCCCGCGGCGGCAACCCUCGUACACAUUCUCAGCAGCAUCCCCUAACCCAAAGAAAACCCUAAUCAUCGACCUCGACGAAACACUAAUCCACUCCAUGGCCAAAGGCGGCCGCAUGUCAACCGGCCACAUGGUCGAAGUGCGGCUCGGCGGCGGCAUCUCCAGCGGCGGCGUCCAACUCGGGCCCGGCGUCCCCAUCCUCUACUACGUCCACGAACGACCCGGCUGCCACGAGUUUCUACGGAAAGUCGCAAAGUGGUAUAGCCUAAUCGUCUUCACCGCGAGUGUACAAGAAUAUGCGGAUCCCGUGAUUGAUUGGUUAGAGAGGGAGAGGAAGUACUUUUCCGGCAGGUACUAUCGACAGCAUUGCACAUUUCGGAAUGGAGCGUAUAUCAAGGAUCUGGCGCAGGUGGAGCCGGAUCUGAGCAAGGUGAUGAUUUUGGAUAAUUCGCCUAUGAGUUAUAUUUUUCAUGAGGAUAAUGCUAUACCCAUCGAAGGCUGGAUCAGCGACCCAACGGACAACGAUCUGAUACACCUUAUCCCCCUGCUCGAGGGUCUGCAAUACGUGACCGAUGUUCGGGCUCUCCUGGCAUUACGACAAGGGCAGGCUCAACAGGCGUAA